UGGAUGGAUAAAUGGAUAGAUGGAUAGAUUUUAUUGUCUGUCCCAAAGGUGACAGGGCUCUAUGUUAAAAACAUACAUUCAAAAAUAAGGGGGAAAAAAAGCAAGACACCAAUGACACUAAGAACUAUAACAAAACCCAUAUCCACACAAAACAAAUUAAAUAAAAAUUGUCUGAAGCAACUGGAUAUUUUCAGCUUAUUAAAUAAAUGAUGCUUUUGUGUCUGUGCCAAAUAAUAAGUCCAUUAGUGGUGCCAUUAACAGUGUUAUAAAAAUGAUAUAAAUAUGCCAGAGACUCUGGAAGAAAAAUGUUGAGUCUGACCAUCGAUUAUUCACUGUGAGCUUCACUUUCACCCCAUGACAUCUAAAACACAACUUCUUUCUGAUUUUGUGUUUAAUUGGUGCUGUGUAAGAUGAAAACCAAACAUCAGAGAUGUGGUGUUGCCUUGGAGAUGCUGUGUCCCCACACACACACAGUGUGUGUGUGUGUGUGUGUGUGUGUGUGUGUGUGUGUGUGUGUGUGUGUGUGUGUGUGUGGUGAUUAAAGCUGGAUGUUUUCAUAUGUAAACCUUCAGCCUUUGACGUUGCAACAUGAUUAUUAGUAUUUUAAAUAAUUGUAAUUUUUACCCAGCAUGUCUGCAGCCUUCACACAAGUCCUCUUUUUAAAAUCAUACUGCAAGUUGUGUGCAAACAACAUGACACCGCUUCUCCCGUGUCUCUCCUGCUUCUGUGAACAUUGUUCAAGCGCCACACGAGGCAUCCGCCAGCUGCACGUGCGAGGCGCACGGUACUCACAGAGUUCGAGGAGGCGCAGCAUAGUGCGCAUGAGCGGGAAUAAACAAACACAAAGAUCAUUUGGUGUCAUUUAGCAGGUUUUCACUUGGAGGUAAACAGCUCUAAUGAGUGAGGAUUUAAACACUGAAGCGGUCCAGUUGAGAGGAUUCGGACUUUAGGUGACAGGAAAGCCUUGUUUGGACAUUUCAGCACUGGACAGCUCUACGCGUGUCUCUGCGUGCUCAGCGGCGCGCACGCGCGUGUCUGGCAUGUGGCAAGAGGCGUCAGUGUCAGCUGGUGGCGGGCAGGACCGGAGAGCAUGGCGGAGCCUCCACAGCAUCCUCCCCACCGGCGCCGCUGACUCCGAACCUGGAGACAUGAGCAUCACGGACUUCCUGCUGGAGGUGUCCGUCCUGGUUUCAGCCGUCGUCUCGUGUUUGACCAACUUGUCGGUGCUGCUAUGUUUCACUCAGAGCGCAGAGCUGAGGGCUCACGUGCCGGGGAUCUUCGUCCUGAACCUGUCCUUCUCCAACAUCCUCCUCGCCCUCGUCAACAUGCCUGCCACUUUCCUCGGAGUGGCCGCGGGCGCGAAGCCCUUUGGGGACCUGCUCUGCCGCGCCGUGAGUUUCUCUGAGACUUUCAUCACCUCCAACGCCAUGCUGAGCAUGGCCGCGCUCAGCGUGGACAGGUGGGUGGCGGUGAUGUUUCCUCUCAGGUAUUCCAGCAAGAUGCGCUACAGGGACGCCUUCCUGAUCGUGGCCUACUCCUGGCUGCAGUCCCUCACUUUUUCUCUGACCCAGCUGAUGAUGGACUGGGGGGGAUACAGCCACGCGUACGCCUCCUGCACAGUCCACCUGGACUCGGACGACUCGUCCCAGCUGUGCGCCUUCGCGACCUUCACGGUGCUGUUCCACUGCAGCAGCUUCGCGCUCUGCCUCCUCGUCCUCUGCUUCGCCUACCUGAAGGUUCUGAGGGUGGCCAGGUCCCACUGCAAGAGGAUCGAUGUCAUCACAGUGCAGGCCCUGCUGCUCCUGGUGGAUAUCCACCCCAGUGUGAAGGAGAGGUGUUUAGCCCAACAGAAGAAGAGACGGCAGCGAGCUGCUAAAAAGAUCUGCAUCUUCAUCGGUUCCUUCAUCCUCUGUUUUUCACCGUAUGUUAUAACGAGAUUGGUGGAACUGCUGCCCUCUGUGCACAUUCCUCGAUACUGGGGCAUCGCCACCAAAUGCCUGAUCUAUGCCAAGGCCUCUAGUGACCCGUUUGUCUACUGCCUCCUGCGGCACCAGUACAGGAAGGUUCUGGUGAGCGUCAUCAGCCGGGUUGUGAGAAAGGAUCGGUACUUCCUGUCUCUCCACAGCACAAGCAGCAUGUGUGACACUGCAGACGAGAACUGUCCUGCGAGGAAAACUUGAGCCUGUGGAUUUGAGGGGGUGUUUUUUUGUUUUGUUGUAAACAUGUUGGUCCUUCCAUCUCUUGUCAGGAAGGUGAAAGGUCAGGGUUAGCACUGGGGGCUGACAGAUGAGGACGAAGUCACUGAAGCCCACGCAGGGCUUCGAUAAGGCAGUGUUUGAGUUGCAGGAACGGUACAUGUGGACCAAAGGACUUUCUCAGACUCGUGAACUCGUGUUUCGACAGGUUCUACCUGCUGCUGAGGAGAUUACCAAACAUGGAAAGCACAGCAUCAUUUUCACUGCUGUGUUAGGUGUAUAUCUGAAGUGUCGUGACGGUGGAUUUGUCAUUGUCAGUAACAGCCUGGACUAAUGUCACAGCUAAUAUUAAUGCUUGUGUUAAUAAGUGCCAAUGGAAUGUAAAAACAAAAUGCAAAUGAGGAUGUCUGAAGAUGUUAUAUCACAAGAACACGUUAAAUAUAUGCUACAACCACAAAUACACACUGUUUGACGUUAUUUUGAUCAAAUCUGGGACCAAACGUGUUGUA
Messenger RNA from Austrofundulus limnaeus, 2704 nucleotides. Its product is annotated as G-protein coupled receptor 26. Gene Ontology annotation, cellular component: membrane. NCBI's taxonomy places the organism in Eukaryota, Metazoa, Chordata, Actinopteri, Cyprinodontiformes, Rivulidae. Gene Ontology annotation, biological process: adenylate cyclase-activating G protein-coupled receptor signaling pathway. Bases 1041 to 2180 code for a protein of 379 amino acids. Gene Ontology annotation, molecular function: G protein-coupled receptor activity. The transcript is spliced from 3 exons. The record is from RefSeq and is a predicted model, not a curated record.